GGAGAACCUGACUCUGGCCUGAAGGUAAAUUAGAAGUAAUGGGAACCAUCUUAGACUCAUGGAGAAUAACUACAGCUGUCAUUAUUACUAUACUACACAUCCAAGUAAUCAGCACCAAAACCACAGUUUUUUCUGGUGUGGAAGGUGAGAGUUUUGUCUUCAGAUGUGAAUAUCCAAAUGGCCUGACGGAGAAUUUGAAGUACCUGUGCCGUAUUGAUGAAUGCUCCAGUUACUUGAUAAUGACAGACAAACAUAACCGGUGGGAGACCAAAGGACGCUUCUCCAUGUACGACAACACCACUGGAAGCUUCUUCAUUGUCAAGGUGGAUAAACUGAGGUUAAAUGACAGUGGGACGUAUCAGUGUGGAGUGGAUAUCAGCCUCCAACCUGAUUAUCACAGCGCCAUAAAACUGAAUGUUUCCCAAGCAUAUGAACCUCAGCUGUUGUUCCACCUGCCGCUGGUCCUGACUGCUGUUAUGUGCGUGGCAGCACUCAUGUUUGUGUGUCUGUUCACAUUAUGUCUUCUACUGGUUCUGAAACACAGAAGAUCAAUCCCACCGCAGAAUAAAGAGAUAACGUCUGACUAUGAGACUAUGAUGCCAGGUCUAAAAGCUGAGCCUCAAUGUUGCUGCAGCUGUUCAGCCCCAAACUGCGGUGAUCCUUCAUCUUUACCAUUACCACCACCACCUGACCUCUGCUCCAGCUUCCUACCAAAGCAUCGGGAGUCUGCUCUCUCAUUCGGCGUUGGUGAAUAUGUUGAUGUGGAUGUACUAGGAAAUAUCUGCCAGUACCAACAUCUGGAUCUCAGCCAGUUAGAAGAGCAUGUCUAUCACAGUCUUCAUGUACAUAGUUGUCCUAAACAUGAACCUAUUAAAGAGGAGAUGAACUGUUUAAAUGUCAAAAGAUAAUUCUGGGCUAAUCAUACCUUAAGUCUUAGUAGUGUGGUUUCAAUCAGCCUCUCACAAAAAGUACCAGUGAUAUAGAGUAGCUUGGUAAAUCUGUAAUUAAUAAUUCAACUAAUGAAAUCAAAUGACCAAUCCUGAUCCAGAUCCUGAUUUAAUAUAUUAGUUUUAUCCUUUUACAGUGUUUGAAUGACAGAAAGAGCUGAGUAACUCAAAACUUUUGGAUCUUUAUGCAAUUUCUUUAAGUGUAUAUUUUUGUUUUGUUUAAAUGGCAAAAAGAAAAAAGAAAAACAAAAAAAUCUGAGUGGAUGGUUUAAGCAGUGUCACUGUGCUCUACAA
Messenger RNA from Maylandia zebra (zebra mbuna), 1241 nucleotides. RefSeq lists its product as uncharacterized. NCBI's taxonomy places the organism in Eukaryota, Metazoa, Chordata, Actinopteri, Cichliformes, Cichlidae. Gene Ontology annotation, molecular function: transmembrane signaling receptor activity. The record is from RefSeq and is a predicted model, not a curated record. Gene Ontology annotation, cellular component: plasma membrane.